Nanorana parkeri is the source of this 694-nucleotide messenger RNA. RefSeq names its product eukaryotic translation elongation factor 1 epsilon 1 (gene EEF1E1). Gene Ontology annotation, cellular component: nucleus; cytoplasm; aminoacyl-tRNA synthetase multienzyme complex. Gene Ontology annotation, biological process: positive regulation of DNA damage response, signal transduction by p53 class mediator. Lineage: Eukaryota; Metazoa; Chordata; Amphibia; Anura; Dicroglossidae. The record is from RefSeq and is a predicted model, not a curated record. Bases 68 to 592 code for a protein of 174 amino acids. The transcript has 4 exons.
AGAAGGGGCGGAACAGGCUUGUGCAGUGUGGUUGGCAGCGUGUGUUGUGUGUGACUUGCCAACCAAGAUGGCGGUGGAAGAGCUGUCUGCGCUGGAGAAAUGUCUGGGGUUAAAGGCAGGAAAGUACAGCAGCCGAGCUCAGGGGGAGAGCCAGAUACCCGUGCUUCAAACCAAUAAAGGCCCUAGCUUGGUGGGACUUGCCACUAUCGCUUCCCAUUUAGUUGCUGAGGCCAAAAAAGAAGAACUCCUUGGUGUUUCAGCGGAAGAGAAGGCAAUUGUACAACAGUGGUUGGAAUAUAGGAUUACUCGUAUAGAUCGAUUAUCUUCCAAAGAAGAUGUUAGGAACCUUCUAAAGGACCUUAACAUGUACCUGGAAGACAAAGUAUACAUGGCGGGAAAUAAAAUCACAUUGGCAGAUAUUAUAAUUUAUUAUGGGCUUCAUCCAGUUAUAGCUGACCUUUCGGUCCAGGAAAAGGAGACUUGCAUUAACGUGUCACGUUGGUUCAGUCAUAUCCAGCACUUUCCUGGAGUUCGGCAGCAUUUCCCAAGCUUGGUCUUCAUUAAAAAUAGAAUCUAUACCAAUAUCCAUUAGCUGUGAUUCCCUCCCCAGUACAAAUUAAUACACAUGCUUCCUCUUCAGGCUUGGCCAUUUAAUUCACUUUAGGUGGCUUUAGCUAAAUGAAUUAUUCACAAA